CUCUCUCGCUCUCUCUCUCUCUCUUGCGCGCGCCCGAUCUCUACUGUCUGUCUCACCCAGCCCACCCGCCACCACGACUUUGCUUGCGACAUUCGCCUUCCUCGACAAUCCAGCACGCACCCCGCGACCGAUCAUUCCAAUCCGCCCGCCGCCGCAUAAGAGUCGCCUGCGCGAUACGAGGGAGCCAUGACUUCGUUCAUUACCACCAUUAACAACCGCGCCGGGCGCAAUGGCAACGGCACCGCUGCCUUCCGCGCCAAGGAGGGCAAGCGCGGCACCAGCGCGUGGCAGCUGAAGCAGUUCGCGGAGGCGACGCUGGGAAGCGGCAGUUUGCGGAAGGCGGUGCAGCUGCCGGAGGGAGAGGAUCUGGGCGAGUGGCUGGCCGUCAAUGUCGUCGACUUCUACAACCAGAUCAACCUGAUCUACGGCUCGAUAACGGAGUUCUGCUCUCCGCAGAGCUGCCCGGAGAUGAAGGCCACGGACGAAUUCGAGUACCUAUGGCAAGACUCGGAGCACUACAAGCGGCCGACGAAGAUGGCAGCGCCCGAGUACAUCGAGCACCUGAUGGCGUGGGUGCAAGCGAACAUUGACAACGAAGCCAUGUUUCCGUCGCGCAUCGGCGUCGCGUUCCCCAAGCAGUUCCCGUCGCUGAUCCGCCAGCUGUUCAAGCGGCUGUACCGCGUCUACGCGCACGUCUAUUGCCACCACUACCCCGUCGUCAUUGCGCUGGGCCUCGAGCCCCAUCUCAACACUAGCUUUAAGCACUACGUGCUUUUUGUCGAUGAGCACGGGCUUGCGCAUGGCAGUCGCGACUUCUGGGGCCCGUUGGGCGAUCUGGUCGAGAGUAUGCUGCGGAGUGAUUAGGGAGGGUGUGUGGAGGGAGGGAGG
Messenger RNA from Aplosporella prunicola CBS 121167, 888 nucleotides. RefSeq lists its product as uncharacterized. Gene Ontology annotation, molecular function: protein kinase activator activity. The record is from RefSeq and is a predicted model, not a curated record. The coding region runs from base 187 to 864 and encodes 225 amino acids. Gene Ontology annotation, cellular component: nucleus; cytoplasm. The transcript is spliced from 5 exons. NCBI's taxonomy places the organism in Eukaryota, Fungi, Ascomycota, Dothideomycetes, Botryosphaeriales, Aplosporellaceae. Gene Ontology annotation, biological process: positive regulation of protein phosphorylation; signal transduction; cell division.